CAGAUUAAUGUCCUUCUAAGACUAACUUCAUUGGAUCCACACUCAAGAAGACUACCAGUUUUCCUGACCCCGCUACAUCUCUGUGAAGUGCCAAGGCCUUAAGACUUGGUCACUGUAUAUAUGCCUUGCUUCCUGUUUCCUUGGGAAGCAUGAGCCUUUUGGGAUUUUGGAGAAGAAAACAAGAUAACUUCACAAGGAAAACCAGACACUGAAAAGGUAGCCCAGUCUCUGAAGAGUUAGAGCAUAAACAUGACGGACAGUGGCCUUAGGGAUCCUGCACAGGACUCUCAAAAGGAUUUGGAAAACGAUCCAUCAAUAAAUUCUCAGGCACAGGAUGCCAGAAUCACAGAAAGUAAUACUGAAGAAGCAAAGACCCCAUACCUUGCAUCCGAUCUUAAGGAAGACCACCAACAGGUAGGGGCAGAAGGUUCGGAAAGUGCAGACACAGGUGCUAAGUCAGAAGGUUCAGAGGAAAUAGAGUUUGAAAAAUAUCAAAAGGAUGAAACAGAGCCUGAGAACAGCCCUAGUUUUCAAGAUGGAGAACAAGGGUACCCCCGCCCUUCAGAACCUCUGCAUGAAGAAGCCUUGGAUCCAGAUCCUGAAUGCUCUCCUGGUGACGAAGUAGGAACUGCGGAUGCACACUUGGGGAGCAGCCCUGCAACCCUCCCUGAGGGAGCAGGGGACAGAUCUGGAGCUUUUCAGGGUCCACAUGCUACAGAUUCUACAGAUGCCCAGAGUCCUAGUCAUCCCAGUGCAGGCCCAGAGAGCCAGGAUUUCCUGAGGAGACGACUGCCUGUAUCAGAUGUUGGAAGCCAUGAAGAGGAAACAGAAACAGUGAAAGAAAACAAAGAAGUUGCACAGGAUACAACGAGAAAGACUAACAAAAAGAGUUUAUGGAGCUACGGUUCCAUACUUCUCUCCUGCCUGGUUGUAAUUCUUGUGCUAAGUUCUGUUCACAGCUACUAUUCCUCUCCAGCCCAGCAAGUACCCAAAAAUCCAGCCUUGGAGGCCUUCCUGGCUCAUUUUGGCCAGUUGAAGGAUACAUUUCCAGGUCAGAGUUCUUUCCUAUGGCAGCGAGGACGUAAGUUUCUCCAGAAGCACCUCAAUGUUUCAAACCCUACCGAGCCAGCCACCAUCAUCUUUACAGCAGCUCGAGAGGGAAGGGAGACCCUGAAGUGCCUGAGCCACCAUGUUGCCAAUGCCUACACCUCUUCCCAGAAAGCGACUGCUAUCUCCAUCAAUGGGGCUGAAAGAGCCUUGCAAGACAGUGACACAGUGAAGCUGUGGGUUGACUUGGAGCUCAGCUCUGGAUUUGAGAAUGGCCACAAGGCUGCCGUAGUACACCACUUUGAAUCCCUCCCUGCAGGCUCCACUUUGAUCUUCUACAAGUAUUGUGAUCAUGAGAAUGCCGCCUUUAAAGAUGUGGCUCUUGUCCUGACGGUCAUGCUGGAGGACGAAACAUUAGAAGCAAAUGUUGGCCCCAGGGAAACUGAAGAAAAAGUGAGAGAUUUACUCUGGGCCAAGUUUACCAACUCUGAUACACCUAACUCCUUUAGCCGCAUGGACUCAGACAAGCUGAGUGGGCUGUGGAGCCGAAUUUCACACCUGGUGCUGCCCGUCCAGCCAGUCCAGAACAUAGAAGAGCAAGGGUGCCUUUUAUAAAGCUAGGCAAGUUGGUUAUAGAAGGCCUGCAGGCCUGCUUACGAAGACUCCAGUUCCUUUGGACAGAGGUUGACAAAUGAGAGGAACCAUCCGGAAAGACACACAAACUUGUUUCAGAAAAGAAGCUUUCAUUUUUUUUUUUUUUUACAUUUUGUAAAAUCUUUCUAAUCUAAACUUCAAUGAGCUGACAAUUGACCUGACAUUUUUUCUUUGCCUUUUCAAGCAAAUCGGGCUUAAAAUACAGCAUGAUACAUAAAAGUGAAGAAUUUACGUAGCAGAAUUGUUGCACAGGAAGAUAUACUUCUCAGAGAAACCAGAGUGAUUGUUGUCUUGAGGGGAACAUAAAGAGCCUUUGGAUAGUGUUUGGACUUGAAGUAGUUAUAAUUGUAAAUUAAUGGUGAUUUUUAGAAAUCUUUUCUAUCACAUAGUAUUUUUAAGACUUUGACAGUGUAGUUGUAGAGUUAUGUCUUACACAUAUUUGCACUUUUGAAUAGUAUGAAAACAAGAAAUUAGAGUUCAGCUCACCAAAUCCUUGUCUAAAAACUUAGAGCAUAUAAGGCACUAUGCCUUUAUUCCGUUAAUGAGCUGAGGUAAAAACAUCUAUGUUCAAAGAUGUUCUGAAGUAUUGGAAUCAAUGUGGAAAUUGUAACCAUCAGAAAUGAAGAAACCCCAGUUGGCUGUAUCUUUGGUUUAGCUCUCUUGAGUGAUGUAGAACCAUGAUUUUCAAACUGUGCCUAGCCUCCCAACAUCCUCCCCUUUGUACAAGAAAACUUCUGAUUUUGAUUAUAUUUUGGAGUUCUCUGUAAGAUUUCAUUAGAACAGAGAGUUUCAUUGAUGAAGAAGUUUGAAAACCAUUGAUUGAGUGAAAGCACCUCUUAGAAAGGAAAUCAAUAGAAAAGAAAAUGAAAGCAUUAAAACUUUCUUGAGUAGGAAGAUGAAAUGUAGGUAUGAAAAGAUACAGACCUUCAGAUGAGUUCUGGAAGGACAAACCUGCAUUUAUUGGUAUGUGUCUCAUGCCCUGGUUCAUUCUGCUGAUCAUCGUUUCUGUCUCCCCUCAGUGGAGUCUUAUAAUUGUCUACAAUGAGAGUUUAAGUGCUAUUUCAGAAGAAAAGAUUUUAAUAACUAAUUUCACAGCAGCAUUGGAAGGACUUUACCAGUGUAUUUGCUGUGUUUUGUUUAGGACAUUACAUAAUGCAGUUCAUUUCUUGACAACUAGUCAGAAUACCAUUAGGGUAAAGAAUUGGAGAAAUAUAAGAGAAUGUUAUACAUAGUGAAAGGAAAGAGACAUGGUAAAUUUUCAGUGGUUUAAUGGCCAAUAUCAAUUGUUAGGCUAUGUUUUAUGAUUGUAAAAUAGACUGGGGAUGGUGGCUGUUGAUUGACAUUUGAAUUCUUGGAAUCAGAACUCUAGUAUAAAGUAUGAUCUUGACCUAACAAAAUGCCUGUUCCAUGACAUGGACUAGAAAGCCACUCAGUUUUGGCCUGUCUGCUGCUAUGAGAAAUUAUGUAAUUAAAACAUGGAAGAAUUUUAGGAAACACUAAGAAGAUUUUUAUUGAUACUUAAAAAGACAGGGAGGGAUACACAAAGACAGGGAGGGAUCUACCUGAAAAUAUUUGCCAUGGAAAGGAUACAAAUUUGUUUUGACCAGAGCUCAGCGUUCUUUUUUGAGUACAGGGAUAUCUGUGCAAGAACAUGUAUAUGGGAUUUUGAAGGAAUUUUGCAAUAGAUUUGAGAAAUGAUCCUAAACACAGAGUUAAAGCAUAAUGAAUGUAAUACCAGUGUCAACCUCAAACCAGAGGAAAUUGCAGAAAAAUUUAUAUGUCAUAUUUGAAUUUUGUUCUGUAUUUCUUGAUUUUUGUUUGUUUUGUGAGAUAGGCUUUUGUCAUAUAGCCCUGACUGGCCUGGUCCUCACAUUGCAGCCCAUACUGGCCUUGAACUCACAGCAGUUCUCUUGCCUCAGCUUUCCUGAGGGCUGGGAUUAUCCAGCUUUUACUUUUAGAUUUUAUAUGCUAGCAUUACAUUAUAUAAAACCAAGGUGCCUUGUAGAGCUGUUAUGUUGGUCUGCUGACCUGUGCUACCUCAGAUCUAUAAAGGAACCGGUUUAAAAUAUGCAUGUACCUGAUCUCUGUCAGUAACUCAGAUCACAGGUAGAACAGGUAAUUAUUUCUUCAUUCAGUUCAAUAUAUUUUACAUUAUUUGCUUUCAACAUAAUUUAGGAUAAUAAAUUUCCAACUUUUUAAAAACAUUUUGUUUUGCUGUUUACCUUUGUUAAAUAUACUUUCCUUCCACAUAUAAGUGCAAUCAACUGAGACUAGUCAGUUUUCUGUCCACUAUUUCAAAAGCCAUUAUUUAAAUUUAAUUUUUAAUUUAAUUUUUUUCAAUACUAAGGAUUGAACCCAGGGCCUUGACAUGCUAGGCAAGUGCCCUACCAUUGAGCUACAUCCCCAGACUGCUCAAAAAUCAUUUUAAAAGGAUUAUUAGCUUUGGGAUCAGAAUCAAAUAUUCUUUUUUUCUGUUUCUGAGAUAGGGUCUCUACACAGCCCAGCCUAGCCUUGAGCUAAUAAUUCUCAAGCCUUAGCAUCCUACGUGAUGGGAUUAUAGGAGUAUGUCACCAUACCUGGCUUAUUGUAAUUGUUUUUGAAAAAACUACUAUAUUUAAAAAUGUACAAAUAAUUGAACUCUAUUUUCUAAUGUACUUAAUUUCUAGCCCAUUUGUUUUUUAUAUUUUUCAAAUUUUCAGGGUUUUUUUUUUUUGUGUGUGUGUGUGUGAUCUAAUAGUUUAUCUUUCAUUAUUUGUGAUAAUUUGCAUGACUUAGAAAAAUGAUCUGUGGAUCCAUGAUACUAAAUCCAAUACCUGAACUUCACAGUUUAAUAACAGAGAACAGCUUUUACUAUAUUAUGUAUUAAUGGAAAUCACUUCUUGAGUAAUACUGGAGUUCCAGAAGCAAUCAGGGAAAUUAGAAACUGACUUUGGACUUGGAUUUUUCCCUUUCAAGUAAAAUUUAUGUUUUUUUAGUUAGUUUUCAGAGAUUGGCAUCGAAGUUCCAGGGAGUUCCGUAUCACUGAAGGUGUCAAGGAUAACUGUUUUUAUUUUUAAAAUUUAAAAUAAUUUUUAAUAAACUUCAUCUGGAAGCCCCCAAACCUACAAGUCAGUGAGGCUCAGUACCCUCGUGCCUUCCCCUCAGCUUAUGGCCCAGUUUAACAGCUGGUUGCUGAUGUGGCUUUGUCUCUCUCACUUGUUAUUUAUACUCUCACUUGUUAAAGUCAGGAAGCAUGGUCAGCAUUGAUGUUAGGAUGACAGACAAAUGCAGCCUGUGAAAAAAAAUAAUUCAGCAAGAUAAUUUUCACUAGCCAUAUUUAGCCAAGAUGCUCGAAGCCCAUUGAUUUUUGCCUUUGUGUACUUAAAGGAAUGACUAGGCUUUGACAGUGUUGAUGGCUGAUUCCUUGGUGUUUUCCUUCUAUCUCACAUCAUCGUGACUGGUCAUCACAAUUGAUUUUUCCAUUUAUUUCCAUAUCGAUGUUGAAUGUGCCUUAUUCAAAUCAAUUGUCUGGUUAUAAAAAAAAAUAAAUCUCCUUAAUUUUUCUUAGCUGACAUCAUCGUGACUGGUCAUCACAAUUGAUUUUUCCAUUUAUUUCCAUAUCGAUGUUGAAUGUGCCUUAUUCAAAUCAAUUGUCUGGUUAUAAAAAAAAAUAAAUCUCCUUAAUUUUU
Molecule: messenger RNA, 5369 nt
Organism: Nannospalax galili (Upper Galilee mountains blind mole rat)
Lineage: Eukaryota; Metazoa; Chordata; Mammalia; Rodentia; Spalacidae
Product: torsin-1A-interacting protein 2
Exons: 5
Coding region: 250-1662 (470 amino acids)
Biological process (GO): endoplasmic reticulum organization; membrane organization
Cellular component (GO): membrane; endoplasmic reticulum
Molecular function (GO): ATPase activator activity
Source: RefSeq, a predicted model, not a curated record